This is a messenger RNA of Alnus glutinosa, 1228 nucleotides long. RefSeq names its product squamosa promoter-binding-like protein 8. Bases 194 to 1132 code for a protein of 312 amino acids. Lineage: Eukaryota; Viridiplantae; Streptophyta; Magnoliopsida; Fagales; Betulaceae. Gene Ontology annotation, molecular function: DNA binding. The transcript is spliced from 4 exons. Gene Ontology annotation, cellular component: nucleus. The record is from RefSeq and is a predicted model, not a curated record.
UGAACAAGCCGCCUCAUAACUGAGCCCUCCCACCCCCCCUAAAGCUAUAGCUAGAGAUCGAGAACCAGAAACAGAAAGAGAAAGCCUUUUCAACAAACAGCUGGUGUACUUGGACAAAGAAACUUGAUGUGCACGCCAUUGUAGGUUCAGAGAGCUCUCAGAGACGACGCUGUUACUCGCCGGGGAAAGCGAAAUGCUGGACUACGAAUGGGGGAACCCGGGCACGAUGAUGCUCUCGGGGGAGGAAGAAACCGCCCCGGACCCGGACCAGGACCAGGCCCGCCAAAUCUUCAACCCCUACACCCAAACCUUCAACAACGGCGGCUUCAAUCCUCAUCCUACGACCGCCGCUUUCUCUCACUUCAACGUUAACCCACAGCAACAAACCCAUUCCCAGCUCCACCACUCGUUCUUCGACCCACGCGCCUUCCCACCACCCACCGCGACGUCCUACCUGCCCACCCAACUGCUCUCCCUCGACCACCCCGUUAGCGGCGGCGCCGGAAGCGGAGGCGGGUACCUGCUGGUCCCGAAGAGCGAAGAGACCGUGUCUCGGCCCGUGGACUUUGUGUCCAGACUCGGGCUUAACCUGGGAGGCCGGACUUACUUCUCGUCGGCCGAGGACGAGUUCGUUAACCGGCUCUAUCGGAGGUCCAGGCCGGCCGAGCAAGGGUCCUCGAACUCCCCCAGGUGUCAGGCCGAGGGGUGCAACGCCGACCUCACCCACGCCAAGCACUACCACCGGCGCCACAAGGUCUGCGAGUUCCACUCCAAGGCCUCCACCGUCAUCGCCGCCGGUUUGACUCAGCGAUUCUGCCAGCAGUGCAGCAGAUUCCAUCUUCUCUCGGAGUUCGAUAACGGAAAACGUAGCUGCCGGAAGAGAUUGGCCGACCACAAUCGUCGCCGGCGAAAGACCCACCAACAAAACCAAGAACACCUGAAAUCCCAGCCUGACAAUGCCCGCAAUUCCUCCUCUGAAAGGUCUCCUCCGGACUCCGGAGCUCACUCAACGUCUUCGGUGACCGUGGCGGUGUCGCCACCGCGAAUGUCAUUGGACUGCUUUAGGCAGCGACCUUAUCACGGCACGGCUUCUUCGGCAUCGUCAAGUUCACUCUUUUUCCCAAGUGGUUAACUUUUCUCAAACUGCAAUUUACGUGCUGUACGUUGUAGAAAUGGAGGACGAAUUAAUAUUGAGCAAUAACAUAGCUGAAUUUUUCUUUCUGGGUUA